Messenger RNA from Octopus sinensis (East Asian common octopus), 2520 nucleotides. Its product is annotated as zinc finger protein 91-like. The transcript has 2 exons. Gene Ontology annotation, molecular function: DNA-binding transcription activator activity, RNA polymerase II-specific; RNA polymerase II cis-regulatory region sequence-specific DNA binding. The coding region runs from base 30 to 2198 and encodes 722 amino acids. Gene Ontology annotation, cellular component: nucleus. The record is from RefSeq and is a predicted model, not a curated record. Gene Ontology annotation, biological process: regulation of transcription by RNA polymerase II. Lineage: Eukaryota; Metazoa; Mollusca; Cephalopoda; Octopoda; Octopodidae.
AAUAUAGAAAUGCUAAUCAUAAAAUUAUAAUGGAAAGUGGAUUAAGAGACUCGAAACGCAUAACGCAACCUAAAAUGAUUGAUAUUACUGAAGAGAUGGUACUGAAGCAGAAAGAAAAGUCAUCAUACCAUUGUGAUAUAUGUGAUAAAUCAUUCACUCAAAAAGGUAAUUUUUCCAUUCACCUGCGCAUUCAUACAGGGGAAAAACCAUAUCAUUGUGAUGUCUGUGGAAAAUCGUUCUCUACCCAAAAUUACUUAACUACUCACAUACGUAUUCAUACGGGAGAAAAACCAUUUCAUUGUGAUGCCUGUGGUAAAUCGUUCGCCAGAAGUAGUAUAUUAAUUAGUCACAAACGUAUUCAUACAGGCGAUAAACCAUAUCGCUGCGAUAUCUGUGGUAAGACGUUCGCAGCAGGCAGGAACUUAGCUGGACACAAACGCAUUCAUACAGGAGAGAAGCCACAUCAAUGUAAUAUCUGUGGUAAAUCAUUUCUUCAAAGAUCUCACUUAACUUCUCACGAACGUAUUCAUACGGGAGAGAAGCCAUAUCACUGCGAAAUCUGUGGUAAAGCUUUCACAGAAAAAUGUCACUUAACCAACCAUAAACGUAUCCACACAGGAGAGAGGCCGUAUCGUUGUGGGGUCUGUGGGAAAUCGUUUUCUCAAACAAGUUAUUUGAAUGAACACAACAAACGUCUUCAUUCUGGAGAGAAGCGCAUUCGUUCACAAGAGAAACCACAUCACUGUGAUUUUUGUGGUAAGUCUUUCUCUGAAGCCAGUUACUUGUUGUCACACAAACGUGUUCAUACUGGAGAAAAGCCAUACCACUGUAAUAUCUGCGGCAAAGCAUUUUCUGAAAGAAGUCACUUAAUCAACCACAAACGCGUUCACACAGGAGAGAAGCCAUAUCAUUGUGACGUCUGUGAUAAAUCAUUUUCUCAAAAAGGUCACUUAAAUAUUCACAAACGCACUCAUACUGGAGAGAAACCAUAUAGUUGUGACACAUGUGGUAAAUCAUUCUCUCAAAAUAUUCAUUUAACCAUUCACAGAUAUAUUCAUACAGGAGAGAAACCAAAUCACUGUGAUAUAUGUGGAAAGUCAUUCUCUCAAAACAGUGAUGUAACUAAACACAAACGUACUCAUACAGGAGAGAAACCCUAUAGAUGUCAUACUUGUGGUAAAUCAUUCUCAGAUCGAAGAAUCUUAACCACUCACCUGCGUAUUCAUACAGGGGAAAAACCAUAUCACUGUGAUGUCUGUGGUAAAUCAUUCGCUAGAAGUAGUGUAUUAAUUAGUCACCAACGUAUUCACACAGGAGAAAAACCAUAUCAGUGUGAUAUCUGUGAGAAGGCAUUCUCUGUAGGCAGCACCUUAAUUAAACACAAACGCAUUCAUACAGGAGAGAAGCCAUAUCAAUGUAAUAUCUGUGGUAAAUCAUUCCUUGAAAAAUCUCAGGUAACUUCUCACGAACGUAUUCAUACGGGAGAGAAGCCAUAUCACUGCGAAAUCUGUGGUAAAGCUUUCUCUGAAAGUUGUCAUUUAACCAAUCAUAAACGUGUCCAUACUGGAGAGAGGCCGUAUCGUUGUGGGGUCUGUGGGAAAUCGUUUUCUCAAACAAGUUACCUGAAUGUACACAUCAAACGUAUCCAUUCCGAAGAGAAGCGCAUUCGUCCACAAGAGAAACCACAUCAUUGUGAUUUUUGUGGUAAGUCUUUCUCUGAAGCCAGUUACUUAAUAUCACACAAACGUGUUCAUACUGGAGAAAAGCCAUACCACUGUAAUAUCUGUGGCAAAGCAUUUUCUGAAAGAAGUCACUUAAUCAAUCACAAACGCGUUCACACAGGAGAGAAGCCAUAUCAUUGUGACAUCUGUGAUAAAUCAUUUUCUCAAAAAGGUCACUUGAAUAUUCACAAACGCACUCAUACUGGAGAGAAACCAUAUAGUUGUGACACAUGUGGUAAAUCAUUCUCUCAAACCAAUCACUUAACCAUUCACAGAUAUAUUCAUACAGGAGAGAAGCCAUUUCACUGUGAUAUCUGUGGCAAAUCAUUCUCUCAAAACAGUGAUGUAACUAAACACAAACGUACUCAUACAGGAGAGAAACCCUAUCGUUGUCAUACUUGUGGUAAGUCAUUCUCAGAUCGAAGAAUCUUAAGGAGACAUGAGGACAUACAUUCUAGAGAAAAUCCCUGUCAAUAGUAAAUCACUCACUGCAAAGUUGGUGAACCAGUAAUGUAUUCACGUUGCAGUAAAAACACAUAACUAGUACUUUUAGUAAAUCACUGAAAAUUAGUCACUUAACUUGAUGCAUAUGUAUUCAUAUAAAUGAAUAACUGUAGCAAUGUCAAAAUUCAUUCUAUGGCUUUAUGCUAAGAAGUAUGUUUCUUAACCAAAUUGUUCUUGGUUCAGUCCCUCUGCAUGGCACCCUGGGACGUGUCAUACUGUAGCCCCAGGCCAAUCAAAGCCUUGUGAGUGAAUUUGGUUGAUGGAAACUAAAAGAAGCUUGUGUGUGUGGACUAUC